UUUAACUUUCCCAACUAUCCAACUCCGCAGCAGAGUCAGAUCCGAGCAGCAGACCCGAGACUGCAGACCACUGGGAGGAGAUGGCGAUUCCGCGGAUUGUCCUUCCCCUCCUGGCUACUCUGUCUCUCCUGUGCACCCCGGGGUGGACCUCUGACCCGGACCCUUGCAACUCGCAGGUUGUUUCUGCUCCUUCUGGAGGACUGAAGAGGCUGGGAGUCACCUUCAAAUCAGAGAACUGCUCCUCCCUCCCUCUAGGUAAACAUUGGAUCCAUGAGGUCCUCAAUGUCUCCUACAGUCACAUGACCUGUGAGGACCGCCUGGCAGUUAUCGUCAACUGGAACCCCAGCCCUCUAGGUAUCGAACAUGUGCGUGGGUUUAGGGUGUACGUGGAGGAGAAGGACCCCGAGGGGAAACAGUGUCAACAUCUGAUCCUCAAAGACCCGCGACAGCUAACCUUCAACUACAGGAACACGAAGCUGAGCAGCCUGGCGUUCCAUGGGUUGAACUUUGAAACAGACUACCUGGUGCGCGUGGUCCCGUUCCCCACACGAAUGAUGAACGACACCUUCUUCCCGCCCUCCUUCCUCAGGACCAACUCCUGUGAACUGCUCUUGGGUCCAGAAAAUAUAGCAUGUAAACCAUAUUGGAAGCCCAGGACUCUGAAUGUGUCUCAGAACGGCAGUAAUUUGCAUGUGGCGUUUGACCAUGCCCCCUCCACGUUUGGCUUUGCUGCCUACUUCCUGUACUUCAAACUACGACAGGAAGGACCAUUCAGGACGCAGCGCUGUACCCCUGACUACAGCCUGCCCAGAACCUUGUGUACCCUACAGGACGUCGCACCUGGAACCUACGCUAUCGAGUUAAGAGAUGAGAAUAAUUUGACAAGGAGAAAGACGCAAUUCUACGUGGGCCAAGGCCACUCCCCCUGGGCGGGGCCUAUCAGGGCGAUGGCCAUCACAGUUCCUCUGGUCGUCCUCUCAGCCUUCGCGACGCUCUUCACAGUCAUGUGCCGCAAGAAACAACAAGAAAACAUAUACAGCCAAUUGGACGAGGAUAGCAGCGAGUCGUCCAAUCACGGCGCAGCUCAGAGUGUUGAGAGGAUGGGGCCCCGGCCAAAGGUGUUGGUGGUCUACUCCAACCGAGACGGAGACCAACACAACUCCGUCAUCCAGGCCUUCGCCUACUUCCUGCAGGACUUCUGCAGGUGUGAGGUUGUGCUGGACCUGUGGGAGCACCUCCAGAUCUGUAAGGAGGGCCAGAUGAGCUGGCUCAGCAGACAGCUGGACCAGGCAGACCACGUCCUCGUCAUCUGCUCCAGGGGCCUGCGUUACCACGUAGAGAGGAAGAGUUGCCGGGGGAAGACUCCAGUAGGUCGUCGUGGAAUCAGCAACAGCGCACCCGUUGGUGGAACAGGCAGUGACCUGUUCAUUGUAGGCGUAGCCAUGAUUGCGGAGAAGCUGCGAUUGGCCAACCAGGGAGAAGGCGGCGGGGGCGAGGGGCUCGGGCGCUACGUGGCCGCGUACUUCGACUACUCAUCAGAGAACGACGUGCCCACGCUGCUCAGCCUGGCGCCUAGGUUGAAGCUGAUGGACCAGCUGUCCCAGCUGGUGGUCUGUCUGCACCCGGGCGGAGCGUGGGGCUCGUCGGACCGCACCGCCGCGCCCAUCAACGCGUCCCGCCGCAACUACUUCCGCAGCCGGUCGGGGCGCGCGCUCUACGUGGCCAUCUGCAACAUGCACCAGCACAUCUCCCUGCACCACCAGGACGCCCCCCCUCCCGCCUGCGCCCCGCCCCCCGCCGCCUGCUCCCCCUCGGGGUCCUCCCUGGCCCUGAGGGAGGUGUUGGUGAAGACGCCCGACGGGAGACGGGACCUCCUGCAGAGGAACACGCUCCUCCUGGCGGACAGCUCGGACCCCACGCUGGCCGCGUGCUCUUUGGCGGGAGUUGUUCCUUCUCUGAGGUCCUCAUCUGGAACAUCUGGCCUCUCGCACAGAGCACCACCUUCGUCAUCAUCUCCCUCAGGCUCCUCUUCUUCCUCAACACCCUCCCUCCCCCAGGAUGACCCAAGCCCCUCCCCUCUUCCAGUCACACCUACCCUGACAGAAGCCCCGCCCUCUCCUCCAGAGAUCCUGCCCCCUCGUGACUCUGGGAUCUACGAUUCGUCGGUUCCCUCCUCAGAGCUGUCCAUUCCCCUGCUUGACGGUCUGUCACAGGACCAGGCAGACUCCGCCUCCCUGGCAGACAGCGAAUCAUCUUCCUCCGGGUUGGGAGACGAGGAGCCCCCUGCUGGCGUCUCCCUGCACUGCAGCGACAUCGGCGUGUGUAAAGUCCAGCUGCACCACCGCCCUCUACUGCCCAGCGACACACUCACACCCCUGGCUUCAAUAUGACUCUGAACCCCCUGGCUUCCCUCAUUCUACGCCCCUGUUAUACCUCUACACCCCUGGCAUCACUUUACCCUGCACCCCUGGCCUCCUUCUAACUCUAAACCACUCGCUAAUAGCCGUGAAAGCCAAUCCCUUUUCGGACCAUGUCCGAAAGGGGUAGAGGGUGGUCUUCUGCACCAGAGGAGGUCCUGUCGGAGCUGGACUGAUAAUUAUGUUCCCGGAGAUGAGUCAUUCCAGAUGAAUGGACUGUGUGUGGAAACGACCAAACCCGUACCAGUCAGUGAAUGUUCGGGUCUGUGGAUUUCCAGCGGUGGAGACUUGGAGGAGGAUGGGAGUUGUGCUGUCUACCAUGUCUGCUGACCUAUCUCUGGCCCAGACUCGACGUAGAGUGCUCGUGUUGGUACAAAGGGUCUGGGUGGGAAGUCCUACGUCCAGUGAAGUAUCAGAACUCUGUAACUAGAUGUUGGUUGCUAAUUUGGUCUAGACAUGACUAAUGGAUCUUAAAGGGAGUAGAAUAACUAUAAGAGAUGUUACUGUAGAGUACUGUAUCUUUAGGAGCUUUAUAAAGAGGGACCUUUUUACUAUAUGUAAAUAUGCAUUGUUCUCCUGUUCUGCUUUGUACAGUUGCAUGAUAUUUGAGCUUUGUCUAUGUUAGGAUAACGUACUGUUUUAUAGUACUCUGAUGUAGGGAAAUAAAAUGUCGCUCUUUUCAU
This is a messenger RNA of Gadus chalcogrammus (walleye pollock), 3100 nucleotides long. It is a transcript of the gene il17rd, whose product is annotated as interleukin 17 receptor D. Gene Ontology annotation, molecular function: interleukin-17 receptor activity; protein binding. Lineage: Eukaryota; Metazoa; Chordata; Actinopteri; Gadiformes; Gadidae. The transcript is spliced from 16 exons. The coding region runs from base 81 to 2390 and encodes 769 amino acids. The record is from RefSeq and is a predicted model, not a curated record.